Messenger RNA from Pseudo-nitzschia multistriata, 1354 nucleotides. Lineage: Eukaryota; Bacillariophyta; Bacillariophyceae; Bacillariales; Bacillariaceae. The record is from the annotation of a GenBank genome assembly.
UCCCAUGGCAUGGUAUCGGUAUCGUUGCCAAUAGUUGUCACUACGGAAAUCAUUCAAYACCAAGCGCUUUCGUGCCUUCGGUAUCGCAGCAUCCAAUAGUUCCAGAGAGAAGAAAUCAAUUCUURCCAUGGCCCGCAAUAAAAGCGGAAGCAAGGGCGGGUUUUCCUCCUUUCAGGUGACCGUGAUGAUCUGCUUCGCCCUCCUCUGCCAGGCGAUAUGGAACCGGCCCACGRGCCUCGAGGGACUUGCUUCUCAGGAAUCUGCGAAMUCGGUUGCUUCCACCAUUGUCWCAGAGUCYGACAUCAUCAAUCCCCUCUCCAUCCGAAAGGGCCAGGCCCCAAACCUCCCCUCGGUGCGUGUCGAGGACAAGAAACUCGAGGCCGAUCGCAAGAUCUACGGUGGCAAAGGCGACGGGAAGCACCUGGGCGGUUUUACGAAUAUCGACAUGCACGGAAUCUCUCCCAGCGUCUGGAAGCACAUGGUGGAAAAGUGGACCGUCCAGAGCGUCCUGGACGUGGGCUGCGGCAAGGGAACCUCGACCUCGUGGUUCUACACCCAUGGCCUGCGAACCCAGUGCGCCGAGGGGAGCCACGAUGCCAUCGAGCAGAACAUGGUGCCGGACAAGUCCCUGCUCGUGGAACACGACUUUUCGCGCGGUCCCUGGUGGCCGGAGAAGACCUUCGACGCCGUCUGGUCGGUAGAGUUCCUGGAGCACGUCAACCUACAGUUCCACUUCAACUACGUCUCGGCCUUUCGCAAGGCAGCGAUCCUGAUGGUUUCGAGCAGCACCUGGGGUGGCUGGCACCACGUCGAGGUCCACAAGAACGAGUGGUGGAUCCGGAAGUACGAGACCUAUGGGUUCAAGUACUCCCCAGAGCUCACCAAUGAGAUCAGGGCAAUCGCCAUUAAGGAGAAACGCGCUAACACAACCUUCCCCGUGAACGGGCAGCCUUUCAACGCCCAACAUAUAUUUACCACCUUGAAGGUCUUUAUCAACCCGGUGGUGGCGGCCCUGCCGGAACACGCCCACCUGUUCGGGGAGCCCGGCUGCUUUCAGGACUACAACAAGCCCAACCGGGAGUGCGGCACACCGGCCUAUCCCGAUCGGCCGAAGAGCGUAGCAGAUGCCAGCAAGGAGACACCCCUGGAUCCGGCCUUCCGGCCCCUUGUACUAACCGAGAAACAGGACCAGAAGUGGUACGACAUUGUGAGAGCCAACUUGAAGCACGAGGAAUCAAAGAAAUAGCUUGUCGGUUGUUCUGUGUGGAAUUAUUUAAGCUUUGUAUCUUUUAGAAAACUGCUACGUAGCAUUGUGCCAUUGUAUUUGAAAUUUUAACAAAUCCUUGCAGGGACA